Molecule: messenger RNA, 1110 nt
Organism: Aspergillus luchuensis
Lineage: Eukaryota; Fungi; Ascomycota; Eurotiomycetes; Eurotiales; Aspergillaceae
Product: zinc-dependent alcohol dehydrogenase
Exons: 5
Coding region: 1-1110 (369 amino acids)
Molecular function (GO): zinc ion binding; oxidoreductase activity
Source: RefSeq, a predicted model, not a curated record
AUGAGUACUGAUAAUCCAGCCACUCGCAAAGUGGCUGUAUGCAUUGAUACCCAACAUAUCAAAGUUGAAGAGCGCCCCCUGCCAAUACCAAAUGACUCGGAGGUUGUGGUAUUAAUUGAAGCGAGCGGUAUCUGCGCGACAGACUUACAUCUCGUGCGACGGAGUAUUCCUUACCUUCAACGGGAAGUCGACGUCUGUGGUCAUGAGGGUGUUGGACGUAUUGUUGCUCUCGGGCCGGAUGUAGACACUUCAGAGUGGCGCUUGGGAGACCGAGUCGCUCAUCGGUGGAUCUUCGAUGUCUGCCGGAAUUGCGAGAUGUGCCAGGAAGGGAACGAGCAGCUAUGCGACUCGAGAAAGCUUAGUGGAAAGGAUGUUGAGGGAUGCUGGGGAGAAUACACGAUUGUCAAUUCGAAAUAUCUGAUGCGCAUCUCUGAAGAUAUCUCUGCAACUGAAGCCGCGCCGACCUUGUGUGCUGGUAUGAGUGGAAGACCCCAUGCGAGCGUGUUGAUGCUAAAUAAUAGCGUAAUUCCAGGCACAACGGCAUAUAGAGCUAUUCGUACUACCGGGCUCACUUCUGGGCAGUGGAUAGCAAUCAUUGGAGCUGGAGGCGGACUGGGCCACUUGGCAAUACAAUACGCCAAAGCGAGCGGGCUGCGGGUUCUUGGAAUUGACACAGGCCCAAGUAAACGGGAGUUGUCUUGCAAAUUGGGUGUCACUUCAUACAUUGAUUUCAUGGAUACACCAGAUCUCACAGCAGAUGUCAUCCGUGUUACUGAUGGAGGUCCUCAUGGAGUAAUUGUGGUUAGCUCUAGUAGUAUGGCUUACGAACAGGCCCUGCAAUACGUCCGGAAAAUGGGAAUCAUAGUCUGCAUUGGGAUCACACCAAACAAGAUGCACUUCCCUAUCGGUCCUGAAUAUUUUGUGGCUCGUGGUGUACGCCUUACUGGCAGUAGCACAGGAACGAUGGAGGAUACGCGCGAGGCACUGCAGUAUGUACGCGAUGGUCGAGUCAAACCUAUGAUUGUUGAGGUGCGAUUGGAGGACAUCGGGGCGUGUCUGCAGGCACUCGAGAAAGGAGAGGGCGACGGUCGAUUUGUGGUCAAAUUUUGA